AUGAGCGCUUUGAGUCUCGAAAGUGUUGAGACAAUUAUCGGAAGUGAUUUGCGGACGGAUGUCAGCACGAGACUCUGUGAACGGAUCGCUUUUCUCAUUUAUCAGGACUCCAGUUUCGGUCUCGUUCCGGUCCGUUUCCCGACUGUUUCUCGUCCAUUUCGGUUAUUUUCAGAUCGAGUCCUCCUCUUCGAAAAUCCUUUCCAACAUUAACCGCUUAUGCAAAACGAGUCUCCGUUCCGGUUUCCCCCUCGGUAAUCUUCUUAUUUUUGUCCACCGUAAUCCAUCGAAAGUGCCACGUCGCAGCUCGUUACUAUUUCGAAAAGCGAGUCAACAAACACUUGUUUCCGUGCGCCAAAAACAUUCGAACGGACACGUAUUUGCUCACUGCGGCCUUUCAAUUUCGGCUCCCUUUCCCUGUCGGGUUUUGUUUCGAAAAGUUUCGAUGAAGAAAUGUCUGCGUCUCUCGCCCUCGUUUCAAUGCACUUUGUGCAAAAGAAACCAAGUACAAAGCACUUUGUUCCGUUUAAUCGGAGGCACUUUGUGAGGGGGCGAAAGAAGACGGGAAGCGACGGGAAUUCGCACUUGAGAUCUGGAACGCAUUUGAGAAUUGUCAUUUCAGAUGGAGAGACGUUUGUUGGUCGAUCGGAAGAUCCGAACAUCCUGAAUCACACGAGGGAACGCAUUCUGAGUGCCACGUUGAUGUCGACCCCAAAAGAAGGUCUUACAGGAUUUCAAGAAAGAAUUUAUUUGAAUUUCCCACAGAUUUACCGCUCGCUCUGGCAUCUUUUGCGCCCGAUUAUCCGUCAACUGCCACUUUGGCACAGAAACUUCUAAAUAACGAUGAGCGAUUUCUGACAAAUCUCCUUAUCCUUCUGCCGUUAAUCGAGACACUACCGUAUAAUUAUCUCUUCUGUUUUCGUCUCGAAGUAUGAUUUUUUCAGUGCUGACUCAGUUUUCCAUCCAGUGUCCGUCUUUCUCGAAGCAAUGGGCUUGAUCGGUUAUGAUUGCGAGGUGCUCAUCGAUUGGCUCAAUUCAGAACUCGCAGCUUCUUCCCUCCUUCUCCGAGUUCUGAAAUCAGCAUGCAAUGACAAAACGAAGGGAUUCUGGAGAAAUUAUGCGCCAAGGUACUAAUAUUCAAGCAGCAGUUCAUCUGAAAAUUUUAGUUUCAGGAAAGUAGAUCAGAGUGCGACAGUUACCAAAUGGAAAGAAGAACUCGUUUCCAGUGGCAGUCCGUCGGUUUCUCUCGAAAUAAUCGAGAUUGUUGGUGACCAGGAGAUGGCAAAAACGUUGGAAUUAAAAGGAAAUGUGAUCCGAAAAGUGAAAUGCUCGGAGCCGGUGUCUCUACAGAAUUCGGGCUCGUUCAGUCGAUGGAUCGAUACGGUCACCGAAUUGAAAGGCCGUUUACGGAGGCUCCUUGCUGCUAAGCUUGUUGCCAAAAAGUUCGAUGUUCUACUGAAAUGGUGCGAUACUUUUUGUGCAUUAUUCGUGAAGAAAUGA
Molecule: messenger RNA, 1497 nt
Organism: Caenorhabditis sp. 36 PRJEB53466
Lineage: Eukaryota; Metazoa; Nematoda; Chromadorea; Rhabditida; Rhabditidae
Source: the annotation of a GenBank genome assembly